This is a messenger RNA of Otolemur garnettii (small-eared galago), 363 nucleotides long. It is a transcript of the gene GHRL, whose product is annotated as ghrelin and obestatin prepropeptide. The transcript is spliced from 4 exons. Bases 13 to 363 code for a protein of 116 amino acids. Gene Ontology annotation, molecular function: growth hormone-releasing hormone activity; ghrelin receptor binding. The record is from RefSeq and is a predicted model, not a curated record. Gene Ontology annotation, biological process: negative regulation of inflammatory response; positive regulation of growth hormone secretion; gastric acid secretion. Gene Ontology annotation, cellular component: extracellular region. Lineage: Eukaryota; Metazoa; Chordata; Mammalia; Primates; Galagidae.
CCGGCAGCAGCCAUGCUCUCCCUGGGGACCAUCUGCAGCCUACUGCUCCUCAGUGUGCUCUGGGUAGACGUGGCCAUGGCAGGCUCCAGCUUCUUGAGCCCCGAUCAUCAGAAGAUCCAGAGAAAGGAGUCCAAGAAGCCACCAGCCAAACUGCAGCCCCGAGCUCUAGAAGGCUGGGUCCACCCAGAAGAUGGAAGCCAGGGGAAUGCAGCAGAGGACGAACUGGAAAUCCGGUUUAACUCCCCCUUGGAUGUUGGAAUCAAGCUGUCAGGGGCUCAGUACCAACAGCACAGCCAGGCCCUAGGGAAGUUUCUUCAGGACAUCUUGUGGGAAGAGGCCAAAGAGGCCCCCGCUGACCAGUGA